AAACCUCCUUUGUGAAUUCGGGCCUAGAGUCGGGACACAUCGAGAAUCGAGAUUGGAUAAUGCUGCGAGAAGCUUUUUCCCAUUUACUUUUACCGAAACCGCUACCAUACACAGAAUCUGAUGCGGUUUUGACCUGAGACGGACCUAAAAGGAUAAAAUGGAGAAAGAAGGAGAAGAAAUGCCAGCUGAAUCUGGAGAGAAUUUUGAUGUUUAUGAUGAGAAUACAGGAAACAUUGAUCAUGUCAGAGACAGACAGGAACCAGACAAUGCUUCAGAGGUUGUGAUUGAUCAGGCCAGCAGCAGUGGGCUGCAAGCAGACAGUGCAGACGAAGCCCAGACGGGGCCGACCCCGCCCCCGCCCAAGAGAACGACCAGCCAGGCCGGGAGGUCAGAGUUCAGGUCAAGGGGUCCUUCGGAGACGGAGGCAGGGGCCAGUGAUGAAGACGGUGAUAGGAGUAUUGUGAAGGGACCAAGGUUACCAGGAGUCAACUGUCCAGAGAAAAUAAUUAUCUGUUUAGACCUUGCAAGUGAAGUCAACAGAGUGCCUUUUCUACAGAGAGAUGGGACGAAACAUCUACCCAUUGAGCUGGUAAAACGGGCUCUGAGUAUGUUUAUACGAACCAAGAGUAACAUCAACCCCAGACACCAAUUCGCAUUGGUGGUGCUACAGGAGAGUGCAGUAUGGCUGCAAGACUUCACGUCCGAUGUGGAGGAGUUUCUCAACGUGAUGUUUGAUCUGACCAGUGAGACGCGGGAUUGUGAGUCAUGUGACCUGACGUCAUUGUUUGAAACCAUUGUACAUAAAGUAGAAUUGCCAGUGAUUGAAGACAUCGAGGUGUUGCCUCCUCCUUACAUCGUCAGAACGCUGUUUUUCUAUGGAAGGUCAGCUCUCAUACCCGAGUUUGACAACGGCCGAGAGGCUCAAGUAGCGCUAUCCGCCUCACCAUAUUUCUUCUUUGAUGUGUUUUAUCUUCAUGAACCACCGUCCGAAGAAAACUGCUGCAAGGAUAUCUAUGAUGUUUUCCUGGACCUUGACAAGAACAAUACAUCCUACAUCCAUGAGGUCGGACGAAACACAACCAAUCUUUACAACAGGAUGGCAUCGCUGGUGGCUCACCCGCUUCAGAGACCUGAACAAGUGUUUGCUUUGUACUCCCUGGACACCGACAAAUGAGAAAGACGUUUGGCAGCAUGGUGUCUACAAAGGAUUGAACCUGUUGCUUCCACCAUGGAUCAUUAGUUGGUGUUCAUCAGAUAUUUACAGGACAUGGAACAAUGAUAAGACCUUUGGCAGCAUGAUGUCCAAGGAUUGAACCUGAUGCUUUUAUCAGGGAUCAUCUAGCUGAAGACGUCAGUAGGUGUUCAUAUCAUAUUCCCUGAAUAUGGAACAAUUGACAGGUCAUUUUGCUGCAUUGUGUGUAAAGGAUUUUACCUGUUGCUUAUGCCAUGGAUCACCUACAAUGUACUUGAAGACCUCAGUAGUUGUUCACCUCAUAUUUUCUGGACACGUAACACGUAAGAAUGAUGGGUCAUUUUCUUUUUGCAUGGUGUCCUCAAGGAUAGACAUUGCUAGACUUCCCUAAGAUACCUUCAUGGUGGAGAAGAUCAUUGUGGUAAAGAGCAAGUAGCAUCAAAGACUUAACUCCCAUCUCGCUGCAUAAUCAUGAUGAUGAUGAUGCUUCUUAAGGAUUGUCCUUGAAGGCAGGUGCUACUUCCAUGGAUGAUCUACCUGAAGACUUACGGUGUUCACCUCGUUUUCUGGACACAGAAAAAUGAUAGGUCAGACAUUGUGCUGCAUGGUACCCUGGAGGAGUAAUUUGAUACAGAAGACAUUUUUACGAUCAUGAUGGGAAGAGCAAGUAGCUCAGCUUAGGCCAUCCUUUAUGAUGAUGGUUUUUGAGGAUUGUUCCUUGAAGGUAAAGACCAGUUUUGGAAACGCCCCCCUUUGAAAAAAUGAAAUUGAAGCUCUUAUUACCAAUCAUGUAAAAGAAUAUGUUU
Strongylocentrotus purpuratus (purple sea urchin) is the source of this 1998-nucleotide messenger RNA. RefSeq names its product BRISC and BRCA1-A complex member 1. The transcript has 9 exons. Gene Ontology annotation, cellular component: BRISC complex; BRCA1-A complex; nuclear body. The coding region runs from base 158 to 1174 and encodes 338 amino acids. The record is from RefSeq and is a predicted model, not a curated record. Gene Ontology annotation, biological process: positive regulation of DNA repair; mitotic G2 DNA damage checkpoint signaling; double-strand break repair. Lineage: Eukaryota; Metazoa; Echinodermata; Echinoidea; Camarodonta; Strongylocentrotidae.